AGUUUACGAGUCAAAAAUUGACGAACUAAAAGGCUUACUUAAAGGCAAUCGACAGAUGAAAAAUGGCUUAAGUCAUCUCACAAUCAAAAUUAGCCAAUCAAUAAGCGUGCGAGUGGAAUCACACUCAAUGAUUGGUCAAUUCUUGAUUGAAAGUUGGUUAAGUCCCUCUGUCGAUUGCCUUUAGGGUAACGGGUUUAAACUCCACCAGUUCUAAGCUAACCGCUAUAAGCCAUAUUUUAUCCUGCUAACAAGUUACAAAUUAGAAAACUUUUGGAAGCAGUCGUUUAUUGCUAUUAAACGACCCUUUUUUCACUUCUAGGGCCGUCUCUUGUGUUAUUAUAGGGCCGUCUCUCGUGUUAUGAUAGGGCCGUCUCUCGUGUUAUUCUAACUGCAAACUUUACGAAAAAGAGAGAUGACAACACAGUAUAUCGUGAUUUCAUUAACAGUAUAUCAAUAAAAAGUUGUAGUGCUCAACUGAUCAGGUAAACGUUUAAGUCGCUAUGUCCCGAUGCAUUUCGAUGGCCAUUUAAAUUCCAAUUGGUUAGACUUUACAAUAGACCUAUCAGUACGUAUCCAAUCAGCAACUUAAGCUUAUUUCUCAACGCAUCACAAAGUAUGAGUGGUUGACAGACAGGAGAUAGUGCCUUUUACGUUUUUAAUUAGUAAACUGACCAGCAAGGCAGCAAUUGGCACAACAUUUUUCAAAAGCACAACUGCUCCAACCACAACAAAUUAGAUUCUGGAAAUUUUCGAUUGGCAAAGUCUCUAGAAAUUGAUACAAAACACAAUUGAAAAUCGUCUCAAGCAGAUUGAAUACUUUUUGAAAAUUUACUAAGUUUUUUUACAGAUAACUAAUAUUAGGAUGUUGACAAAUAGGCGAUAAGCGAAUUGAACUCAAAUUUUUGUUUUUGAUGCGAUGGCGGAUGUAAGAAUACAUAUGGCGGUGGUUAGAGAUUGACAAGAAUAUUGCUGUGUUCUGUAACGAAAUCAAUAGAAUAAAAUGAUAUUCUUAUAACGGUCCAAACUAACGAUUGAUCGUAUUAACAGCAAUUUUAUCGUGUGUCUUUUCAAUGUUGACGCCUUCUGUGUGUUAGUUUGAGACAGUCAAAAGGUACCAAUAUGAUUUUAGGGUACGUUAAAGAUGAUUAAGGGAUACACUCUUUUGGUUUUAUAAGAAGCAGAUAAUUUCGGUGCCUACUUUUGAUAUUGUUAUUUCUGAUAAUCUGAGGCUCGACUCUUCUUAAGGUGGUUCUUUUUUCAAAUUGAUUUUCAUACAACUGCAUAUAAUUUUCUAAGACGACUAAAUAAUAGUUUUGCAUCACAUUCUAAGUAGCACGGUUGCGUAGCUAAUAAAAUCAGUUUUGUUAACAUAAGGGUAGAUUUCUUCUAAUUUCAUAGAGGCUGUUGAUGCUCUCGGUAUCGCUUCGAAGCGUUUAUAAGAUGUGUUCUUGUAAAAGCAAAAAGAAUGUAAGGACGUUGUACAACUAAAGGCCUAUUACCAUUUGACAUUUUUUGUGCGCGCGGGCGUAGCGCCCAAUUCUGAGCAUGCGUAGUUAAAAUCAAGUGGUCUCGAUUUUGCGUCCGCUGUGAGCGCCAGAAAGUUGAUAGGGUCUCAAUUUUUUUGUGCGCUCGGCCACUUGACAGCAGCACUUAGCUACACAUGCUCAGAUUUGGGCGCUACGCCCGCGCGCACAAAAAUGUCAAAUGGAAAUCGGCCUGAAGCGACUUUCAGCAUUUAGUUCUAAUGACAAAUGUUAACGUGGUUCGAUAUCAUUUCUUCGCUCGAAGAACUUUAUCUGACCUUGAUAAAUAAGUAGAAACAACUACGGUUUCAUUGCUUUAGUGUUUUUUGUCCCAGUUUUGUUUAAGCUAAACAUUAAUUGAAUUUUUUCCUAUAAGUGCAGCACAUUGCCAGUUGUAAACAUUAAAUAUAGCUAGUAAUGCCAACUGGUGGCUAGGUUUAACUUAACCAUUACCAAGAAAAAUAUAUGCACAAAAGAUGGAAGGGGGUGUGUGUCGAAGAUCCAUGGUCUUAGAAAUAAAUUGUUGUUAUUGACAUUUAGGAAUUUUGAACAAGGUAUGUUCAAAAUGAAUGUAAAUUAAAUCCGUUAACUUUUAAUGACAAGAUUCUUUAAAAAAUAGACAAUUUUAUGCAUCUCUCGCUACAAUGAUAAAAUUUUACAAAAAAUAUCUUAAUUAAUCUUUGAUAACAUCAAAAUAGCCAAUUUUCCAGAUAUAUCAACAAUUACAUGGGUAAAAGGUGCAAAUUUAAAUAUAUAAAUAGCAAACUGUUUAGAGUGAAGUAGGUCUUCGGUUCUUAAUAUAAUACGAAACAGGCUUUUACAACAAAGCGGAUUUCACAAUAUUUUUUUCUUGAUAUUAUAAUGACUUAAAAUUCAUAAGCACAAGUAUUUAAAGGAUAUAUGUUUGAUAAGCCUACAGCUCCAUAAUUACUACCGUUCGGCGAAAAUUAAAGUGCUUUAAGUUAGCUCAAUAUAUUCUUGGUAUAAACAGUAAUUUUGAUGUUUAAAAAUUUAUCAAUUCGUUAUAUGUUUACAUGUACAUAAUAUGUCUGUGUGUAUUCUGUCUCGAUUAUCAUUCCAGCACCAGGUCCUAAUUGUUGAGUUUUCCAAUAUUCGUUAUGACUGAUUCUUGCUACACAGAUUUCCUUUUAUCUUGUCUUACACCACUGUCUAGUGCUCCAACCUGCUGUCCAGUAAAAGAACUGGAACACAGUCUAUUUGGUUUUAUGCACCACACUUGACUACGAGUCAACAGUUGAUUAGUGCUGGGUUUAUUUAUCAAACUUGCUACUGGUAGCCAAUGACUUUUCUUACAAUAAUCGACCAUGGAAGAAAGCUAGGGAAACUUAUGGCUGUGUAGGUCAAGCUGCUCCAAAUCGCUGUUAAGGAUACACGAAUAAAAGUACUAAAUUAAAAAUGGCGAAUCGGAUGUGUCUACAAAGUUAUGCUGAAUCUAGGGACUUUGUGAGAAAGCUCCGUCUGCUGUUGCAAUCGAAAGAAAAAUAAAGGCUUUUUCACUAAAAGGUAGUCAGACUUCCCAAUGAAUUCGGACACCACGCACAUUGAAAUUCCAUAAUUAGCACCUGUUGCCAAAAGGGGAAUCGAGACAGGAAAUGUAUACAUAUAUCAUAUGGUAAUUGUAAGCAGAAACUUACAAUCGAUAAUAUACAGACAGCUGGCUAUAAGAUGUUCAUAUGUGAUUUACCUGCUACCUGAUUUGAUUUUCUUAAUUUUGCUGGUCUGUAUUUUAGUUGUUGUCAGUUUUGAACAAUCGACUUAUUGUUGCAUAUAGGAUAAAACAGUAUGUAUCUAUCAAACAAAGUGGUAAAGUAGACUCAUAGGUCUAAAGGUAACUUGCAGGAUCGGAAUCAAAGCUGCUACUAGAGCCUAUCAAGAAAUCUUGGGAGAUCAACAAACUUUGAAAGCUGAAAGAGAAGGUUGCUGUAGAUUUGAUGUACCAUUGAGUUCCAAGGUACACAAAGAUAUAGCUAAAAUACAGAUUUUUCAAAGGGAGAGGCCAGUAUCAGAAAAUGACGCUUUUCGCCGCAACAGGAGUCACUCCGUUAAACGAAACUACAAACAAUACAUUGCACUCCAGCCAGAUUUAUACCACUAGCUCUGUUAAUGGGACAGUAAUUGGCAAUUCCAGUACCACUCAGUCUCUAUCAACCAUAUCUACUAUACGAAUUUCAAUCUAUGCAGUUUCCCUUUUUUUUGGUUUGGCAGGAAACAGUCUGGUUAUUAUAACAAGCAUUCUACAACGCAAACAACUUAGCCGCUCACGGUUUUUGAUUGCACAUCUCUCCUUCACAGAUAUCAUUUUUACUUUACGUUUACCCCUUCAAUUCAAGCUUGAACUUGAAAAUAAUUGGUGGGACUAUGGCACAGCGUGGUGCAAGAUUUUUCAUGGGGUCAAUUCAAUGUCAAUGUUGGCUUCUAUUGGUACAAUGACAGUUAUUGCGGUGGAGCGCUACCGCGGAAUAACUAAACCUUUCUUGGCGAAGAUCAAACGGUCAACUUUGAUAUACAGUUUGAUUAUAGUAUGGGCAAUAGCUGUUCUGACGUAUUCUCCUGCCUUUGCUCUCCGCCAGGUGAUAAACAACAGGUGUCAAGAGGUGCACCCAAAUGUUGCGUUUUCAAAGGUCUACAGCGUACUUCUGGUUGUCAUAAAGUAUAUCCUGCCAUUGUCUAUCAUAGGCUGGUGCUAUUCCAAGAUCGUACAUGCUAUAAGAAAGCGCCCAAAAAUCGGCGAGCAUAUUGCCCAACAAAAGAGAAGGAGACAGGAUGAUAAACGCAUAGUUAGAUUGCUUGUAGUAAUGGUAAUUGCCUUUGCGGUCAUGACGUUGCCCGCCUCAAUCUGGUGGUUAUUAUAUGAUUUUGAACUAUUCAAGUCAACGGACAGUCCAAUGCAAAUAACAGAAAUACUUGCGACCAUGGUUUAUCUUCAUAGCUGCGUUAAUCCAAUAGUCUAUUUCAUUAUGGAUGGCAAAUUCAGGUCUGAUGUUUUGGAUAUUUGUAAGUGUCGUCGCCAGAGCAAGAAAAACGUCACCCCGCACACAACUAACAACAACGAAUCGGCUUCUAGGCAUGUCGGCAAUUUUAACAAGGCCUUGGUUGCAGAAGAGAAGUCAAAUUCAGAAAUUUCUAGCACUAAAUUCUGAAUACUUUCAAGCUUCUUUGACCUGAUUGCACCGAUGCACGUCAAAGCAAAAACAAUUACUGCUGCCACUUGUCGUAAGGACUGGCGAUAAUUACUUAGCCAAAAAUUUAAUACUUUAAGGAAAGAAUUUUCAAGUUCCUGUUGAAGCAUGAAAACAGAGAAAUACCGAGUUCUAAGCAUCUUUUGGUUCUUCUUAUGUUAAAGAAACAACAGACGUUACAAGAUGCUUUGGAAGCGAACUUGCAAUCCUAGCAGUAACUUUGAAAAAAAACAACCUCGUAGAAAACUUUAUACGUUGCCAUCAUGGAGACACUUUUUCAUUAUAUACGAUGAAAAUCACAGCAGAAAUCUUAUGUUGCAAUUCUUCUGUACCAAAGGCUUAGUUAACUAUGGUAUAGAUAAAAGAUUAUUUUUAACUGUGUCGCAAAAAGUCGCAGAAUUAGUCACUAGCCAAGAAAAUAACGUAUUAUUUGAAUAUGUAUCUUAAAGAUGCACUCGUAGAUGCAUGCACUUUAUAAAGAUAUCUCAGUUAAGAGAUUUGAAAGUAUCAGGAGACGCCAAAAUGGACAUAAGGUGUAAAAAUA
Messenger RNA from Rhopilema esculentum, 5267 nucleotides. The record is from RefSeq and is a predicted model, not a curated record. NCBI's taxonomy places the organism in Eukaryota, Metazoa, Cnidaria, Scyphozoa, Rhizostomeae, Rhizostomatidae.